AUGACCAAGUGGAUACUGCUGAGCCUGGUUCUGUGGGAAGCCCAGUGGUGGGCCGCCUCCGGGGAGGCCUCCCGGGUGGAGGGCCUGGUGGGAACAUCAGCGCUGCUGGAGGCGGAGGCGGGUCCGGGCUUCCAAGUAAGGGAGGCCAUCUGGAGGAGGCUGUGUCCGUCGGAAGAGGAGCUGGUGGCCACGUUCUUCGGGGGCAUGGCCCAGACCCUGUACCGCUCCCGCUUGCUGGGCCGCGCCCGGCUGCUGGCCAACCUGAGCCUGGAGGUGCGGCGGCUGCAGCGGGCGGACACCGCCAACUUCUCCCUCCUCCUCGUCGACGCCCACGGACGAGCCCGGACGCGCACCGUCCAGCUCCACGUCUACGAGGCGGUGUCCAAGCCCACGGUCCAGGUGUUCACGGCCGAGGCGGGGGGCUCCCGUCCUGGGGGGCCCUGCCACGCCUUCCUGUCCUGCGACACCCGCAACGGCUCGGACGUGGCCUACAGCUGGAGGCGGGAGGACCGGGGCGGCCGACGGGAACAGGCCGGCUCGGGGAACGGGGAGCCCCUCUCCGUCCUGGCAGGGGGCAGGGUCCUGAGGGUCUCCCUGCCCCCCGGGGACCGGGACACCUCUUUCUCCUGCAUCGUCGCCAACCCCGUCAGCUGCCACUCCACGGCCGUCACCCCCUGGGACCACUGCCACCGUGGGCCAGAGGCUGAGAAGAUGCCCUACUGGGACAUCAUGCUGGUAGCACUUCCGGUGGCUGUGGUCUUGCUGCUGGUGGCUGUCAUCACCCUGAGACACUGCAUCCUCUGCUCAGGGAGUAAAAGGAAACAGGACCUGACCACCACCACCUCCUCCCUGGACACAGAAACUCCCCAGGAGGUCCCCUCUUCCUCUGACCAUGCUCUCCCACACAUCGUGAUUGGCGAGACACCGGAAUGUCGUUUGGGGCUCCAAGAAGAGAGAGAUCACUGCGGAGAAUGUCACCCUGAGCGCUCCACCCCACUUCCCAGUGACCAGGAACGGACAGGACUGCGGGCAGGAUGUCAGGAGCAAGCUUUUCACGCUCUGAUGGCCAUUCAUUGAACUGUUCCCCACCUCCUGGCCCCUGUACCCUCCAAUCAAUCUAUAUAUUCAUUGAAUGUUUACU
Tachyglossus aculeatus (Australian echidna) is the source of this 1141-nucleotide messenger RNA. RefSeq names its product SLAM family member 8 (gene SLAMF8). The coding region runs from base 1 to 1077 and encodes 358 amino acids. Lineage: Eukaryota; Metazoa; Chordata; Mammalia; Monotremata; Tachyglossidae. The transcript has 6 exons. The record is from RefSeq and is a predicted model, not a curated record.